Trichoderma gamsii is the source of this 828-nucleotide messenger RNA. RefSeq lists its product as hypothetical. The transcript has 2 exons. The record is from RefSeq and is a predicted model, not a curated record. The coding region runs from base 1 to 828 and encodes 275 amino acids. NCBI's taxonomy places the organism in Eukaryota, Fungi, Ascomycota, Sordariomycetes, Hypocreales, Hypocreaceae.
AUGUCUCCAAAAAACGAGCUAGCGUUAGGAACAGAAGACUCCGACUCAACAGUAAUUCGCCAAGUAAGCCCUAGUAUCACUACUGUUAGCAUUCCCUUCGCACAGUUGGGACUUCUCAAAACGGGUGGGCGAACUACGAUCGUGCAGCUUCAAUCCGGCUCACUUGCAGUCAUAUCGCCGGUGAGAUUGACGGAUGUUGUGCGUAAUGCGCUCACUGUAACGAGCGGAACAGUCAAAUACAUCAUCGCUCCGAACCUGGAGCAUUAUAUGCAAAUUGGCUCUUGGAAAGCAGAAUUUCCCGGCGCAUGUCUCAUUGUCCCUGAAGGCCUACCCGAAAAAUGCGCCAAAAAACUGGGCUUAGGUCUCGAGAUAUUCGACAUCAUUUACACUGCGUUGGAAAGCCAGAAACACAUCUCGGAAGAAUUUGAUAAUGAAUUUGAUGUACAAUACAUUGAUUCAAUGGACUCUCAUGAAAUUGUCUUAUUCCACAAGCCCACUCAUACUGUCAUUGAAGCGGAUCUUUUAUUUAAUGUACCCGCUGUCGAGCAGUUCUCCAAGUCCGGUCAAUCGCCAACCGCCGGGGUUCUUACAAAGUUGGUUACACCGAUCUUCUCCACUGCGUAUCCUGCGACUUGGCAGAGGCGUCUAGCAUGGUAUAUAUUGGGAGCGAAGGACCGUGUCGCCUUUGCUGCGUCGUUGCAACGAAUAUACAGUUGGGAUUUCAGGCGCAUUAUACCGUGUCAUGGAGAUGUUAUUGAAAAUGAAGCAAAGACUGUAUUCGGCACGAUUUUCGAGUGGUAUCUGAAUGGGGAGAAUAAAUGUCUGUGA